Molecule: messenger RNA, 10129 nt
Organism: Temnothorax curvispinosus
Lineage: Eukaryota; Metazoa; Arthropoda; Insecta; Hymenoptera; Formicidae
Gene: e(y)3
Exons: 9
Coding region: 456-9623 (3055 amino acids)
Source: RefSeq, a predicted model, not a curated record
GUAUUUAGUAAAUGCUUUACGAUUUGGCAAAAUAUAUUUUCAAAACCGUAAAGCAUAGAUGCUCGCGUAUCGAUCCCGUCUGUGCGAAAGUCAGACAGGCGAACAGGCGGCACGAUAUCUCAUCCGGAGUUAUUACGGUCCAUUUGUGCAACACGUGUAAUUCAUCGAGACCGAUUCGCGCACAAGUGUUGAGAGACAAGUGUUGGUUAUGUUCGCUGCUCGGGCGAAAACAAAAUUUGGUAGCGAUGUAGCGGUAAGUAAGACGGGAUCCGGUCGUACGCGCUGAUAUAUCGCGGAAACUUUAACGCACGGUGCACUUGCAGUGACUUGAGGCGACGCCCGGUUUGUACGCGCGGAGAUUUAUUCACGACCGAACUGGAAAACGAACAGUCUGCAAAUGUACGACGGCGGCAGCAGCGGGUGUAACAACGUCCCCUGCACGGAACAUCGAAACAAUGUCCGACGGUUCUAAGAUGGGCCUGUUCGGCUCCAAGGACCGGAAUCAAGAACAGAAAGAGAAAUCUUCUAAGGACAACUCCCCAGCCCGUUAUACGCCGUACGGCGUCGACAGCGACACCGAGACCUACGACACUGAGGCCCUGAGCAUGAUGGAUAUCAACGAUAUCAUCGGCGUGCAGUCUGGCGACCAGGCCGGCGACUCGACUCUGGAAAGCGAAAUCGCCGCUCUUUCCAAGAUCAUUACAGAAUCAAAGGUAGAGCUGACUUUACAGUCGGAGGACUUGAAGCUAGUAACGCAACAGGGUUCUUCUAAGAUACAGCAUCCUACUUCUGGUACUGUCUGUACCACAAGCAUCGAUAAUACCGAUAUUCCUAAUGCCGACGAGUCCAAUAUCAUGUCUGAAAAGUGUACAGAUAUUAUCCGUCAAUUGCAGGAAGAGACGUCUGAUUUUACCUGGGAAAAUAAGACACACGCAGCAUCGUCAAUUGUCGCAGAAGAGAGUGCUUCGGAGAAUGCAGUAAUGGACUGUGUAAUUCAACGUGACGAAGCUACCGACGUAAAUACUAACGAAAUGAUUGGUGAUACAUCCACGGUUUGUACAUCAGAAUCGUCUUCCAAUGAUAAGUCGCGCAUUGAGAUUGAUUCGUCGACUGUCACGUCAAACGAUAUUUUACAGGAAACUGCCCAGAAUAAGCAACAAGUAGACGCCGCUUCUCCUACGGUUCACGAAGAAAGUGUUGCUGAGAAAGUGGAGGAUGAAACUGUUGACAAAACGGUUGACAGUCAAAACGAGACCAAAAGCGGUAUAAGGCCUGUGGUAACAGUCAGCAAUAUUAGCAAGAGUUUGCAAUUAAUAGGAGAAGCAUAUAAUUCUGAGGAUUCAGAGGAAACAGAUGUGAAUGAUAGCGACUUGCCGAAAGAGACUCCAUCACUUUCUGUUUCUAAAGAAACUUCAUUGCCGGAUGUUCUUGCAAGACAGUCUGACGAAGAUAAUUCUGAAGUGAGUGACAUGUUGGAGCAAAAUACUGAAAACUCUUCAGAGUUAAGUGACACUGUAAGUGCGGCUAUUUCAGAAGAAUCAAAUACAAAAGAAGAAAACACCAUAGAUAGCAAAAUAGAAGAUUCAAGUAUAAAAGAGCUGGAAGAUUCUAAUCAAAGUGAAACAUUGCAACAAGUUUUAGAAAUACAAGAAAAUGUAGACGAUACUGUAGUAAAUAAAAUAGCAGAACAUGUUGAUGAUAAGAUAUCAAGUCUCAAGCAACAAGAUGAAAACGAAAGUGAAAAUAAUACUGAAAUAGAAACAGAUACAACUGAAGGAACGGCAUUAGAACAUCAAUCUUCCAAUGAAACUUCUAAAGAAACGACAAGUACAUUUGCUAUGUCAACAAUGGAAAUAAUGAAAGAUGCGGAAGAAAGCAAUACACCUGCUACAUCAACAAUGGAAAUAAUGAAAGAUACAGAAGAAAGCGAUACACCUGCUAUGUCAACAAUGGAAAUAAUGAAAGAUACAGAAGAAAGCGAGGAAAAUACUGAAAUAGAAUCGAGUAUAUCAGCACUUGUUCCUGAAACGGAAAAGCAAGAUAGUUCCGUGACUUCUAGUGAAAAAGAACUGCCAGAUACAAGAAAAAUAAGUGAUAAUUAUUCUGUAAUUGAUGAUGCGGAGGAACUUGUAAAAAACGUAGUUGAAUGCGAAGAUAAGGAUACCGUUUCAGUAUCUGCAAACAAAACUCAAGAGUCUACCUUACCUGAGAUGUCUGAUAAGGAAUUUAGUAUGACAGAAGUGACAAGUAAAAAUAAUGAUUCUCAGGAAGCAGAUGUCACCAAUGAAAGCUCUCAGACAACACACGAAGUCGUUUUGAUAACAGAUAAAAUUAAUGAUAAUACUCAAGAAACAGUUUCCAUAGAAAAAGAUCUUGAAAGAACUGCUGUAAUUUCGGAUAAUCAAGAUAAUGUGGACAUAGCUAAUGCUAAAGAGACAUCUGUGCCAACGGAUAAAAGUGCAGUUGAAAGUGCAUCAGAUACAAUUAAUAAGGAAUUAAUUUUAAACGAAGAUACGUCACUAAGUCGUCCAGAUAUUGAAGAAAAGAAUGUAAUGACUAAUGAACAACCUGCAGGCAGUUUGUUAAGUGAAGAAAACUUAGAUUUGUGCUCUGAAAAUUUAACAGUACAGAGUGAUUCAACGCCUAUUAAUAUUAAUAAUUCUGAAGAAACAAAUGUUCAUGCACAAGAAAAUAUUCUUGAACAAACACUUGAAACCCCAGUUGAGCAUGAUAAAUCUGUUAAACAAUUUUCAUCUGUUUCAGAAAAAUCUAAAAUUAAUGACACUACAUCUAGUAAAGUCGAAAAAUUACAUUCUGCUCCAAUCUCGGAUGAAGAUUCAAGUAACGCGGUUGAAGAUAUAAGCAAGCUCGAGGCUGAAGAAACAGAGGACGUAGAGAGGAAGAUACCAGAAGCGGUAUCACCGUCUGUCAGUAAAGAUCAAAGUGAAAUUUCAUCGACAGAAAAUAAACCACAGCAACCACUUGAUCAACCUGAAUUAUGUGUUCAAGAACAAGUCGAUUCAUCUAUGCAGAUGGAAAGUAAAUCAACUUUGGAAAAUGUUAUGCCUUCCAAUGUAUUAUUAGAGAAUGAUACAAAUUCACCAUUGACUGAAAAUUUGAUUGUUUCAGAAGAUGUAAUAGAUAACAUGUGCAAUAUAAUACAGAAAGAAGAUGAAGUCAUGAAAAAUAUUACCGCUGAAGUAUCGUUGAACGAGACGGCAAUAAAAGCAUCCGAGUUAAACGAAGAGAAAGUUAAAGAAAUUGAAAAAAGUGAAGAAGAGGCCAAAGGUCAUGAUAUGAGUUUAGAUUUGGAGCCAGUAAUUCCACAAACAAAUCCAGAGAAUAACAAUUUACAGGACGAUGAAGAGACGAAACCAUGCGAAAAUAGUGCAAAGACAUCUACGGAAUCGAAAGAAUCGAUCGAUGUUGAUGUAACACCGAUAGUUGAGGAGAAUAAUGUGGAACCUGAUGUAGAAGAAUCCACUGAUGCCGAUGUAAAAGAGGUAGAAUCGAACGUCAUUGAUAUUUCUUUACUACAAGAAAGUUCGAGCGAAAAAGUGAAUGCCGAAAAGUUAACGGAAAAACUGUCUCAAGAUUCGGAAAGUAUGGAUGCUCCGGUCACUGCUCAAACUGUAGACGCUCUAGAAGGACUUUUGGAUAUGACUCUUAUGUCGGACAAUGAAAAUUCUUCGUUAAAGGACAUGAAAAGUGAAGAUAAAGCUUUAAUGGAAGAAAUAGUAAGUAAAAAUAUUGAUAUGGAUCUAUUGUUAGAUGAAGCAAAUCAAAGCGACGCAACCAUGACGCAAAGUUCGGACUACAUAACAAACGUGAUUGCUAGUUGUUUGACAAACAGAGAUAAUGAAACGAGCGAGGCUGAUAUCAACAUACUGAGUAACGAUAAAACUACCAAAAACGAAAAUAGUGGCUUAAAAAUGAACGAAGAUGCGAGUGUGGAGCCGGCAAGUGAGAUGGCAGAUAACGAGAAGAUGGAAGAAUCUCUUGGAACGGAUAGCAACUUGCAGCAGAACGAUUUGGACAUGGAUUUCGAGGGCAACCGAUUGGAGUCGGUCGACUUGGAGGAGAGUGAAGAGAAGCUGGAGCAGGACAUUCUGCUGGAGGGCGUAAUACCGAGUGAGAAUCUUUCCCAACAUGUCGACACUGCGACCGUCACCGAGAAUUCGCAGUCGAGCUCAGAGAUCUCCGAAUUGGAAUCCGCGGUGAAAUUCUUGCAGGAAUCCGAGGAGCAGACGAUAGACUCGCUGGUGCUCUCGCCGAAGAUGGUGGAGAGCGUCGUCGAGGACAUAACGAAGCAGGCGAACGCGGAGCUUUACGUGCCGGAUGAGAUAGACAAUUACGCGAACGCCGAGUCUGAAUUGGCGCAUCUGAGAGACGUCGCCGCCGCGGAUUCAAUCUCCAUUUCAGAAGCCGAGAUCAUAUCGGAGGCUGCUAAGCUGGAGAAUGAACGGAAAUUUGCGACGCAGAUGCAAAACGUCCCCAGUAUCGUUGUGAAGGACACCGAAGAAAUGACUGAAGAGACAGAGGAUCGCACGUGUUCGAAGACUUCGUCUGAUACGGCUUCUGUCGCAGAUAACUCCUUGAAUGUGCAAACAAUGGAACAAUCGCACGAAGAAAAGGGAGUUGUAUCCGACAUUAGAUCGUUGUCGAGCGAAGGUAUUCUGAAGGCGUGCGAGCUGAUCCCGAGGGUGUCGAUAUUGGAGGAACGACUGAAGGAACCGCCGAAGAUCGAGAUACCCGUUCCAGAUUCGGCUAAGGUAUUGGAAACUUCCAUUAGCCCGAACGACAGUCUUCUCAUACCGAAGGACGCGAGAGCUAUCGCGUACUCGAGGAUGUUGGAAUCACCGAAAUCGGCCGACAAAGUCGAGUCGAAGGGCCCCGACACACCGCGCAAAGACUCCGAGAAGCACUCCGACUUCGAGAACGUCGGCUCGCCGAGGAUAAUCCUGAAGAUCGCCAAAUCGGCGAUCACGGACUGCAGCGAGCCGCGAUCGCCGAAGAGCCCGAAGAUCCGCUCGGCUACGAAUUCGCCGAAUCCGGAGGACAGUCCCGGUCAGAAGUUAGGAAAGAUUAAAUUAAAACUGUCGAAAGGUGGCCACCCCUCUAUAAUAUCCAACGAGAAUCUGGAGGAGGUCAAUCAAUGGCACACGCACACCGCUGAGAACACGUCGUCGUUAUCUCCUAUCGGCAUGAAGAUCAAGCUGUCUAAAUCCGGCGACGCUUCAAUCGUGGGUGCAGAGAAACACGAGAGUCUGGAUGACUCGAAGGAGACAAAGUACAAAAUCGAAGAGCCGAAGAGAACUGAUUCGCCGAUCGGCAUGAAGAUAAAAUUAUCAAAGUCGGGAGACGCCUCGAUCAUCUCUGACUCCAGGCAACAAGAUACCAAAGAAGCUCUUACGAAGCACAAGGAGAAGUUGGAGAUGCCGCAGGGAAGUCCGAAAAGGACAGAAUCGCCAAUUGGGAUGAAGAUUAAACUCUCCAAAACUGGUGACGCUUCUAUCAUUCAGACCGACAGGCAAGAGUCUUCAGAGGAGCACAAGGAAAUUACACAGAAGCGGACCGAUUCUCCGAUCGGUAUGAAAAUUAAACUGUCGAAGACCGGUGACGCUUCCAUCGUAUCUCCCGAUGCUCCCGAGGACUCGUCUACGAAGAUGAAGGAAAAGCAGGACUAUUCGGAACUACCGAAGAGGACCGAGUCUCCAAUCGGAAUGAAGAUAAAGUUAUCCAAGUGCAAAGGCGGUGCAUCUAUUAUUUCUGUAGACAAUACUGAAGAUGCGAGAGACAAAUUGGAGGUGCCCGAUCCACCUAAACGCACUGAAUCGCCGCUCGGUAUGAAGAUAAAGUUAUCCAAAACCGGAGACGCAUCUAUUAUACAUUCCGAAGUUACAGAAGACAUUAAAGAAACGAGACACAAAGACAAGUCCGAGGUAUCGCAAGACACAGCGAAGACGCCGGAGUCUUCCGGGAUCAAGAUCAAGAUGAAGACAGGCGAAGCGGCAUCAUCAGCAUUGGCGGACGUUACCGAAGAGCAAGAUGUGUUCCAAGCCUCCGAAUCGUCCACAAGCAGCAUUCCGAAGAUCAAAGUAUCCAAAUCUGGGGAUACAUCGGUAGUUUCUAAUAAAACAGAAUCAACAGAAGACGCGAGAUCACGGGAGGGUCAAGCAGAAGUAUCGAAGAGAACGGAAUCUCCACUUGGCAUGAAAAUCAAGCUGUCCAAGAGCGGCGACGCUUCUAUUGUGCAGAGCGAAGCUGUCGCUGAAGAGCAUCAAAGUAAGACUCGUGUGCCCGAUGCGGAAUAUUCGAAAAGCAGCGACUCGUCCCUCGGGAUGAAGAUCAAGCUGUUCAAGACGGGCGAUGCUUCGGUAGUGGAAACACCGCCUUCCAGUUCUUCCGAAAAGAAGGACAAACAACAAAGACGCAGGGACACUGCCGAAUCGCCGCUGGAGAUGAAGAUCAAGCUGUCCAAGACCGGUCACCCCACUAUCAUAACCUGCGACAGUCACGGCGAAUCCUCCACGCACAAAGGUAAAGAUUCAGCAGCUGUGGAUCCAGCGGUAAAUUUCUCUCAUAGGUAUAUGGAGCACGCUGCAACGCAUAAGGAAUCCCCAUUGAAGAUCCUCAAGACCGGCGGUCACCAUCCGUCCAUUCUGCAGAGCAAUCGUUCUGAGCUAACAAUCGAGCCGGUACAGAUGCAGAGCAGAAAACAACCAGCGGAAAACGCCCAGCAGCAGAUGGAGAUAUCGCCCAAGCGUAAAGACGUGACGAUCUCGCCGGUUGAGAGCAAGAAGUCUAAACUUGAGGCGCAGCUCUCGCAGAUCCUGCCGGAGGUCACCAUCCAACCGGUAAUAUGUCGGGAUCAGAAGCAGCAACAGCAGCAGCAGCAGCUGUUGUUCGAUCCGAAGACGAGUCUAAUCAGUCGACAGCAGAUGAACGUGAUCAAUCAGGAGAUCAGUAUCACGCACGUACGGCCGGAUAGCGCGUCCGACAAGUUUAAGGAUAUGUGCAAAAAUUCGCCAGGUGGAUUGUCGGAUUGCGAGAUCAUCGAGCAUCGCCCGGAGCUGAUAAUCGUCAACGAGAAUUCGAACUCCAGCCAGGAUGUUGUUAUCAUAGAGGAGGUGACACCUAACAGAAUGGCCGAUAUCAAGGUGCCGAAGAAGAGAGGCAGACCGCGAAGAAAUCCCGUGGCGGCGCAGCACAUUCAGCCACAAAUGCUAAUGCCCAGGGAUCCCUUGGCCUUGGACGAUGUGCAGCAAGUUCCCGUGCAACAAUUUGAACAUAGAGAAAAUGAGAGACCUAAGAGAACCUGCAGGAGUCAGAAGAGUUACGCUCCGCCAAAAAGAGGCAGAGGACGAGGUCGCGGUAAACGGAAACUAGAUAACGUGGAGGCUCAAAUUGGGAAGAAGACUCGUAUAGAUCAAGACUUAUCCGCUAUAGAGGCAUCAACAACGGCUAUCAUCACUAUCGACGAAACACCAGUACAACAAGAAUCACUUCAGAAAUCAUCAGAACUAUACAAGGCACUGAAACAACCGCCCAUAGAUCGUAAAAGCAUGAGUUCUGCGUUAAGUCGCAAAGAAGUGGGGAAAAAAGACUCUAAAGCCUCGAAUUCUGAAAUUUCAAUGCUAGACCCUGCCAGAUUGUCGUCCGAUCUUCAGGAAGAUCCGACGAAGGCAUCUACGAGCCAGGAUUCGUUAGUCUCAAAAACUGAUGAUCAGCAUAAGAAACCGGCCUUGGAAAUCGUUUCUGAGAGGAUACAGAAGUCGACGGUAAAGCAACAUGCCGAGAAUAAAAAUAAGAUGUCGGAUGGGAUUAAGGAGAUACCUGUACCUCCCGGACAUUCGAAUUGGCUAACGCCAACGUCGAAGAAGCAAGCAGAUUCGACGGCCAUCAGAGGCGAAACAGUGUCGACGGUACAAGUAAUCGACGAAGAAACAAGAAUGAGCGCCGAAUCCGGCUCAAGGUCUCAAACACCGGCUAGAAAUAUACCAGCACCAACUUCGGAGACAAUAAUAAAUGAAGAAUCUCAAGGUAGCGUCUUGAGCACUGCUACGACAGAAUCAGAAAAAGUCAAAGUAAAGAACCGAAGGAUGGAGAUUAAUUUUGAUCCCGAUGAAGGACCUUUCACUGUUGAUAAAAUAGCAGAAUACGAAUGGCCACUAGAUCGAAAGGGUGAAACCUUUAUGAUACAGGAACAGAUAUCACAGUAUCUUGGCGUGAAAUCUUUUAAGCGUAAAUAUCCUGAUCUGAAACGCAGAGUAGUUGAUAUGGAAGAGAGAAAUUAUUUAAGAGAGAAUGGAUUAGUCAGUGAAUCGAUGUGCGAUAUGGGAUUAACUGCGGUGUGCAGCUCAGAAGUACUAGAUGUAAUGUGUAGUGAUUUCCCCGAUCAGUACGAAGAAUAUCGCAAACAUAUGCGCGAGAAGCAAGUCAAGGAACAUUCCAAGAAACAGAAGGAACUGACAGCGGCUGCGAAUGCGGAAAGAAACAGGAUAGAUCUCGCGGAAAUGGCAAUGCAGUCCGCAUUUGCGUGGAACGCUAACUUAAAUAAAGCUCGCAAAGAGCAGCGCAAAUACUGUUUAGAUCUGCAGACUUUCACGAUUCAUCAACCGCAGAAGCAACACAAAGGCGAACCGGAGCACAAAGUUGGUCAUUAUCCUGUUGCUCUAAUACCAGGACAGUAUACCGAUUAUUAUCGGGAAUAUACACCAGCGGAAUUGAGAUACUAUCCGCUGAAUACGGUCUUGUAUGGACCUACACGACCUAAUGAGCGAAAAAGUGAUAGUCAGUCGGAAGGUUCUCAGAGCGACAGCGAUAGUGAAUCAUCUUCCGAUGAUUCAAGUUCAUCCUCCAGUGAAGGUACGCAAGAUACGGAAGGGUCUCAAUCGACCAUGGACGAAGUGGACAUGGAAAUCUCGAACUCAAAGGAUGAUGCAAAAUUGAAAUGCAAGAUGUGCCUGAAAGUUUUAAAUAAACACAACAAGAACGAAAUAUUAAUCCAAUGUGGUACUUGCAAUGGAAACGUUCAUCCAUCCUGUAUAGAUUUAACAUUGGAUAUGGUACCACACAUUCAAUCGUAUGCAUGGCAAUGCACUGAUUGUAAAACGUGUGCGCAAUGUCACGAUCCCGCAGACGAAGACAAAAUGCUUUUCUGUGAUAUGUGCGAUCGUGGAUACCAUAUCUAUUGUGUUGGUUUGCGACGAGUACCACAAGGAAGAUGGCACUGUCAGGAGUGCGCCGUAUGCGCGAACUGCGGUUCGAGGGAGGCCGGCGGUGCCAAUUCGGAUCGAAACAGCGUUGCGCAAUGGCAGCACGAAUAUAAAAAGGGCGAGAAAAAUACUCGGGUAUAUGUCUCGACGCUCUGUGUACCAUGUUCGAAGCUGUGGCGAAAGGGUCGCUAUUGCCCGCACUGCAGUCGCUGUCAUACCGCCCAAAGGCUCGACCUGGAAGCGAAUCUAGUGCAUUGCAGCGCAUGUGACAAGUAUCUGCACUUAGAAUGCGUGGAGACCAAGGGAGUAGUGGUUGACAAGAAAAAUUAUCUAUGUGAUUUCUGUACACCGUCGACCAGCCAGCACGCGAUAAAGCCUUUAAUGUCGAAGGUGCUCAAAACGUGAAUAUGAUUAUUGUAACAUUGUCGUACGCGAGACAAAAAAAAUAUCGAGUUGUAUAAUACCAAUGCCAGUGCAGUGUAUAUUAAUUAUAUAUUAUAUUAAAGUAAAUAAGUUUUUUAUUGAGUGCGUUUGUGAACAGAUACGCGCAAGAUUUUCUUCUGGAGUACUUCAUGACAAACGAAUUACAUUGUACAUAGCUGCGGAAAAUGAGUCAUUUAACUUUUAAUUAUGAAUUUUUAAUGUAUUAUUUACCGCAAGAUAAAAUGUGAAUUAUUUAGCAAGAAAAAGACUGAAUGUGUUUAGUUUCGACGACGUGUCAAAAUUAUGAGAUACAUACAGAGUAUACGAGAAAUCGCGCACUUUCCCUUGAUUAUAGGUUCUCUGGCGAAUUUGAAAUUGAUUUUUGUACAUCGUGAGCUUGGUUAAACAUCCUUUUUGUAACUCUCCUUUUGCAUACAGUAUUUUAAAAAAAUUCUUUAUAAAAUAAAAAAUAUGUCGUCACAUAUUUA